GAGUCGUAGAGGAUGUGAGUGGCUGGAGUAGCCGUCCGACUGCUUUGGAAAAGUGGUGCUUUAAGCCCCACGACGCAAUGUAAUCGACUGAAAGGUGUCAGAUAUUUUUGGACAAGAAUCCGUUCAAUCUCGCUUCUGCUUCGAGUCGUUUAGGUGCACGUUGAAACGUCGAGGCCUGCUUUGUUAGCCUAGCCUAGUUGAGCAGCAAACAAAGAGAAACAACGCCCCUGGGAUAAGCACGUCGCCCAGCAAGCAAACAUCAAGUCCCAAAAUGUCAGAUGUCAGUCAAGCGAAUCGUCCUGAACGCCAGGAGUCUCCUCGCAUGGAGGAAGAGGAAGAGUCGCCACACAUCAAGAAGGUGGAGGAAGAAUUCGUCCACAUUAAAGAGGAGCAGGAGUAUUUCAUUAGAGUGGUGAACCCCCACAUUGAGGAGCAGCAGCAACCUCAUCUCUACAAAAAGGAGGAGGAGCACCCUCCAUAUGUUAAAGUGGAGGUGGUGGACAUCCCCAAGUGGACUGAUGAGCCCUUGAAGGGUGAAGAUGGCAGUGUGAGUGAGGCCAGCAGAGGGACGGAGCCUCAGAAUGGCAGCAACAGCAGUUCAAAAGAAGGAUCCCAAGCAGACAACCUCAUCGCUCGACCAUCAGAGAGUGACGAUUUCACAUCACACUCCCUGUUCUGUUUAAGCAAAUAUCUUUGUCCUGACGCUCAACAGCUAAAGAGAGAAGGACAACUUCCAAUCAAAAAGGAGGAGGGAGAGCUGCCAUACAUUAAAGAGGAGGGCGAUAUCACCAUGUCGACUGGUGAGCCCUUGAAUAGCGAGGAUGGUCCGAGUGAAGCCAGCAGAGAGACAGAGCCUCCAAGCAGCAGCUCAACGGAAGGAUCGCAACCACACAUUUUCAUCGCACCAUCAGAUAGAAAUGGCGCCACGUCACACUCACCUUACAAAGGUGGUGAUCAGAAGAAAUCACACCGUGGGAAAACCUUUGCUAAUAACGAUACUUGUCGUAUGCAUAUGAGGAGCCACACUGGUGAAAAUCCACAUGUCUGCUUAGUUUGUGGUAGAGGAUUCACUCAACGUCACCACUUAAAAGGACACACAAGAACCCACACUGGUGAAAAACCUUUUUCCUGCUCAGUUUGUGGUCAAAGAUUCCGUGACAAGCUGACCUUGAAACGACACACAAGGACCCACACUGGCGAAAAACCUUUUGCCUGCUCAGUUUGUGGUCGAGGUUUCGCUGCAAAGCAAACCUUACAAAUACACAUAAGUACGCACACCGGGGAAAAACCUUUUUCCUGCUCAGUUUGUGGUAAAAGAUUCGCCCAGAAGCAAUACUUAACAAACCACACAAGAACCCAUACUGGUGAAAAACCCUAUACCUGCUCAGUUUGUAGCCAAAGAUUCAGUCAAAAGAGCAGCUUCAACAAACACCUAAGAACCCACACUGGUGAAAAACCUUUUUCCUGCUCAGUUUGUGGUCAAGGAUUCACUCAGAAGCAAAACUUAAAAAGUCACGAAAGAACCCACACUGGUGAAAAACCUUUUUCCUGCUCAGUUUGUGGUCAAGGAUUCACUCAGAAGCAAAACUUAAAAAGUCACGAAAGAACCCACACUGGUGAAAAACCUUUUUCCUGCUCAGUUUGUGGUCAAGGAUUCAGGCAUAAGAGUGCCUUAAAAGUACACACAAGAACCCACACUGGCGAAAAACCUUUUUCCUGCUCAGUUUGUGGGAAAAGAUUCACUAACAAGAGUGAAUUAAACACACACACAAGAACCCACACUGGUGAAAAACCUUAUUCCUGCUCAGAUUGUGGUAAACAAUUAUGUGACAAGAACGCCUUAAAAAGUCACACAAGAACUCACACAGGUGAAAAGCCUUUUUCCUGCUCAGUUUGUGGAAAAAGAUUCACACAGAAGAGCAACAUAGAUAGACACACAAGAACCCACACUGGCGAAAAACCUUUUUCCUGCUCAGUUUGUGGUCAAAAAUUCGUUAGCAAGGAUCGGAUUAAGAGACACGUGUGUAUUGGUGUGAGAAGCAGUGGCCAAUGACUGUUUUUGACAAUGACUGAGGUUGUAUUAUUUACCUGACGUGUUUCGGCGACUACUUCCACCUUCAUCAGAGUUUCACUGAUGUUGGUGUGACGCAUCAUACAUCAACUGAUGGAAGAUGAAGGCGGAACUAGUCACUGAAACGUCAGAUAAAUAAAACAACCUAAAACACAUUGUCUGGGAUAAAAGAAUAAUUCAGCUAUUAUAUGGACAUGUUUGUAGUUAUUUCACCUGUUUUUGCUUAGUACAUUUCCACGCAUGUUCAUUCAUAGUUCUUUUACCUUCAGUGAGAAUUGACAGUGACACUUGACAAGUCUAAACAAAUGAUGGACAGUAGAUAAAAUAAGCCUCUUCAACUCUUUCUCUUAAAGUGCCUGUGAUGCGAAAAAAAAAAUCUUAAAUGGUAUUAUUGCACUUUAAAUCACAUUUUGAGACGAUUCGACUAUUUACAAUGAUUUGGCAAAGCGCAUUGAUGAGAAAUGAGUCUUUUAAUCUGCCAUCUAUCAUUAUAUUACUCUGGCGUCUCCAUCAGGGUGGUGAUGUCGGCAGAGUAGCGAUUUUAGUGGUUUUUUAAUUCAGCUCAAUGGAGCAGGAAGCGUUUUUUCGCAAUUCUUGUUCAAGUGUGGAUCUUUCAAGUGAUGAUGUCCAUACAGAGGAAGCCUGUGGCAUACAGCCAUAUAUGCUUGUCAUAUUGUAAUAAUUUUCCAGAGCCCUCUGGUAUUGCAUCAAACACAAUAGAAUACUCACGUGGUGUAACAAAAUUCUUGACAUGUAAAAAGAUUACCUUCAUCGUUCAAUAAUUGACUAAGAAAAUGUUGUCUUUGAGUCAUCUUUCAAUACAUAAAGAUUUAUUUCGAUAUUGUAUGGCUUGAUUGUUUCAAAUGUAAUAUCUAUGUGGUGAAAAAUUGUGUUUGUAUAUCAUUGACCAUAACAUAAGGAGUUGAAUGUGGAAUUUCGCUGAUUCAACUGGUAACUUAAAAAUUUGUAAUUAGACCUUAACAGAAAUUCCAGACUUCCUACAGAUUUAAAGAUAUGUGUAUUGAUGAAAUUUCAUUUCAAUUUUUUAGUUGGGAUUUUUCAAAUAUAAUUUAUUCAAUUUCAUUUUUAACGAUGCCUCGAAGUAAAGUCUAAAGCGUUAAAGCCUCCUGAAGCUACAUUAUUUAUCUUAACAUUGUUUAUGUAAUGCAUUUUGUUUUUCCAACCGAAAUAGAAUAAAAUCUGUGAUUUUUUUAAAAAUAAAUAUCUCUUCUCACAUCAAGCGCCAUCGCUGUAAAUGUCAACCUGCAAUUACCUUCAACUUCAGAGACUAAUGAUCUACCAGGCUACUCUCUGUAGCCAAAGAUUAAAUCUCUUCUGGACUGAACCAAUUAAAGGAUCCAAAUUUUCUGUCACCCUUGCCCUUUGGUCCUUUUCAAUUGUAAUACCCAAAUAUUUGACUUUAUGUAUAACGAUGAUCCCAGAUACGUUCUCAUCACAGCAUUCUUUAACUGG
This is a messenger RNA of Corythoichthys intestinalis (scribbled pipefish), 3544 nucleotides long. Its product is annotated as gastrula zinc finger protein XlCGF57.1-like. Gene Ontology annotation, biological process: embryo development; urogenital system development; regulation of transcription by RNA polymerase II. Lineage: Eukaryota; Metazoa; Chordata; Actinopteri; Syngnathiformes; Syngnathidae. Bases 272 to 2053 code for a protein of 593 amino acids. Gene Ontology annotation, molecular function: RNA polymerase II transcription regulatory region sequence-specific DNA binding; DNA-binding transcription factor activity, RNA polymerase II-specific. Gene Ontology annotation, cellular component: nucleus. The transcript is spliced from 3 exons. The record is from RefSeq and is a predicted model, not a curated record.